Archocentrus centrarchus (flier cichlid) is the source of this 2678-nucleotide messenger RNA. RefSeq lists its product as uncharacterized. Gene Ontology annotation, molecular function: ubiquitin-protein transferase activity. The transcript is spliced from 17 exons. NCBI's taxonomy places the organism in Eukaryota, Metazoa, Chordata, Actinopteri, Cichliformes, Cichlidae. The coding region runs from base 610 to 2292 and encodes 560 amino acids. The record is from RefSeq and is a predicted model, not a curated record.
UCCUGGGGCGGGGCCUAAAGCUGAACGAUGUAACACGUGUCCCUAUUGGUUAGCGCUGACUAAAGCGGCAGCCUCUGAUCCCUCCCACCUCUGAACUUUGAAGCAAAGCCGCAAGCCCUGCAGUUUUGGGUAGAGGACAUCAACGGUAAAGAAAGGCGGUAACAGCAAAAGUGAAUGAUGCAAAAUGGAAAACCAAACUGGUAGAUCAUGGGCCGAGUAUGACCAUCAGAGUGCAACUGAAGCAGGACAGCACUUGUUGGCAUUACAGAACAGAGCAAUUCCUCAAGCUCCUAGAGAGGGUCAGAACUUGAGGGUGGAUAGACCACCAAGUGUUGAGUCUGAGAUGGACAGAUCCUUCCCUGGCUUUUUAAAAAGAGGUGGCAAAAAGAGAAAUGGUCUGAUGAGGCCCAACAGUAUAGCAAAAGUUGCAAAAAUUUGGAAACCACUGGAAGUAUCUUUUUUUUGUUGGCUUCAAAAAAUGACACCAUCCCUACCUCUUCUGUUGAGCUUGAACAUUUGCAAGCAGGACUUGGGAAAAGGACUUUGUCCAUCACCACUGACCUAACACAUGCAGAGUUAUCCUCUUUAUUGAGGACUGCUUACCCUAAGAUGCUGGAUCUAGAGGACAGAUGGUUAAUAUAUAAAGCUGCAGGUGGGCAUGAAAGGCGAAAACUGUUUCCUGUCCCGUUGGAGGCAGAGGGAUACACUGCAUCUCUCAUCAAAAGAGCAUCAAGUGGGGGGAAAUGUUUGCUAUACUUAUUGCCCCUCCAAGAUGAGUUGGAUUUAACACCCUUGCCUGCAGAUUCACCUGAGUUUGCUCUUAUGCCAAAAGCAGCUUGUAAGAAAUGCAAGGCUUCAAUGCCUCUGCAAAUGCUGGCCUUGCACAUUGAAAAAUGCCAUGACCUAUCAAGCUUAGACAGCGAGGAGGCAGAUGUGAUUUCCAUUGAGAAGACUGCCUCAAGCCUAACCUCUACCAACAGAGCAGCAUGCUUAGAAUCACCAUGGCCCACUGAUCAGCAUCAUUCUCAGCAGAUGGAUGAAAUCAGAUGUCCAGUAUGCAACAAAUUGUUUCCGUUGUUAGACAUAAAAGGUCAUGCCAGCUUCUGCGGUGAAAGAGUGGACCAAUAUCUAAACCAAGCUGAGGGAAAUGAGAAAAAUCUGGAUCAUAUUUCUUGUGAAGAAGAUGUUGUUUGCUGGGCAGCAUCACAGGUGGACAACAGCAAAACCUUUGAAAUAUGUGUUUCACGAGACAGUGUGGUUGAAAGAGGACUUCAACUUUGGCAGCGUCAAAAAAAUGGUGGCCCAGUGAACCUUUUAAAAAUCUCCUUCCUAGGAGAAUUAGGUGUGGACACUGGGGCUCUCAGAAAGGAGUUUCUUACAACUAUGGUUGUAGGGAUUGAGAAGAGACUGUUUGAGGGUGACAGCGAGAGGGGAAAAAUACCAAAAUACUCUCUCAACGAUCUUGAUAAACAGCUGUUCAAAGUCGCAGGGGAAAUAUUUUGUGUGAGUGUAGCCCAAGGAGGACCAGCACCACGGUUUAUGCAGGAGUGGUGUUACAACUAUCUCGUCACUGGAAAACUUCAAACUCAUGGUGUAUAUGACACUGAGUUGUCAACAUUAAUAACAAUGAUUGAAGAUGCAUCUGACCUAUCUGUCUACACUAAAGAGAUACUGGAUUGUGGCUACACCGGUCCAAUUAAUACAGACCAUAAGGACACUAUUAUGAGGGCUAUCACUCUGCAUGCAACAACAAAACGCACACCAAUGCUGCAACAACUACGAGAAGGCCUUGGAGUUUACAACUUCAUCAAUGUAAUGGAGAGAAAGCCAGACGAGUGUCGCAGUCUAUUUGUUGUUGGACAUGAUGACAAGGUUGACUCAAAUUACGUAAUGUCACACAUCGCCCCAGAACUGAGUCCACAGGGUUCAACAAAACAAGCAAAGGAGACCAAAAUCUUGGAGCACUUGCAAGAUUUCUUGUACGAACUUGAAGAUGCACAACCAGCAGAGAAUGAGGAGACACAGACUCUAACUGUUCCAAUGGUGAUGCAGUGGAUGACUGGGCAGGCACACAAACAUUUGCUUUUAUCAGAAAGAAAUUCUUUUAAAGUCACAGUAAUUUUUGACCACAAUUGCCUAGAGCACACACCAGGCCACACUGUGUGCUAUCCAGUUGUAAGUGCUUGUACCAGCACUGUGACAUUUCCAACAGCCCAUCUAGGGGAUUAUGAAUCCUUCAGGAGCAACCUUAGCACUGCAGUAAAAUAUGGAGCCACUUUUGACAGGCUGUAGUCAAGCAUGUUUUUAUAAACAGUCACAGUUUGGCAAGUUGUUCAGACUUCAUUUUACAAAAGGCAUUUUACACUUUUAAUGCUAAUAGUUCAUGUGUUAAAGAAAUGUGUUUGAAAUGGCACAGAAGUGCAGUGUCAUCUCAGUUUUUAAUUUGUUCCUUUCAUUGUCUCUUUGAAGAGAGAUUUUUUUCUGUCUUUUGUAGUUUGUGUAUUUUACUCAAAAUACUGUUCAUAGUUGUAGUUGUCUAAUACAUUGUUACUUUUUCUAAUGUUAUUUCCCUGGACAGUUUUGAUACAAUACACAAGUGUUUGAAUGUGCUUGUAUGUGAAAUCAAAUUGCCUUGUUUGAGUUAGAUUUAAAUGAAUGUGAGGUUUGUUUUUUUAAAU